Drosophila arizonae is the source of this 848-nucleotide messenger RNA. It is a transcript of the gene Ccs, whose product is annotated as Copper chaperone for superoxide dismutase. The record is from RefSeq and is a predicted model, not a curated record. Gene Ontology annotation, molecular function: copper ion binding. Gene Ontology annotation, biological process: superoxide metabolic process. NCBI's taxonomy places the organism in Eukaryota, Metazoa, Arthropoda, Insecta, Diptera, Drosophilidae.
CCUUAUCAAACAUUAUUUGUGUUUUUUUGACCAACUGCUUACUAAUAUCGCAAUGGACUCAACGAAGAUUGAGUUUGCAGUGCAAAUGGAUAAAGAUGUUAAAUCGUGUGCGGAUAGGCUGCGGCGCGCUUUGCAGGGCAUAGGUCAUGUCGACAUUGAUGCGACCGAGGGACGUGUGAUUGUGCAGACCACAGCACCGUGGUCCGAAGUACAGGAUAAAAUCGAAAGCACCGGUCGACGCGCUGUACUCUCCGGCUUUGGUGGCCAUUCAGCCGUGGCACUCAUUAAUACAACCGGCUGUGUAGUGGACCGAACACCCGUGCAGGGCGCAGUGCGAUUUACCACAAUUACUGACAAACAGGCAGGCGUAGUUGUGGAUGGCGUUGUGGAUGGACUAGAGCCUGGGCUACAUGGCUUCCACAUACACGAAAGUGGCGAUGUGUCGAAUGGCUGUGCAUCGGUUGGCAAUCAUUACAAUCCACGUAAUUCCCCGCACGGCAGCCCCAAUGCAGAUGCAGCUGAACGACAUGCCGGCGAUUUGGGCAAUAUACGAGCCGAUGAAACAGGUCGUGCUACAUUCCGCUUUGUAGACCCUGCCCUGGAUAUUUGGGAGAUUAUCGGACGUGCCGUUGUCAUCACAGCCAAUGCCGAUGACUUGGGAUGCGGCAGCAAUCCACAAAGUCGCAUCGAUGGCAAUUCAGGUGAAAGAAUCGCCUGUGGAAUAAUUGCACGAUCGGCUGGCAUUUUGCAAAACUUUAAACGAAUCUGCGCCUGUGAUGGAGUAACGCUUUGGGAUGAACGAAACAAGCCGCUGGCGGGCAAGGGGCGUGCCACAAAACUAUGAAAUU